Messenger RNA from Saxophila tyrrhenica, 510 nucleotides. RefSeq lists its product as uncharacterized. The record is from RefSeq and is a predicted model, not a curated record. The transcript has 2 exons. Bases 1 to 510 code for a protein of 169 amino acids. NCBI's taxonomy places the organism in Eukaryota, Fungi, Ascomycota, Dothideomycetes, Mycosphaerellales, Extremaceae.
AUGCUUUACGAAUACCAAAAGUCCUCUGACUCGAUCCCUCUAGACACCAUUGCAGUCUCGAUGUGCGAAUGCGAUCAGCCCAAUCUCGACUUUGCCCAUUCCUUACAAGUGCUGAAAAGCAUGAUCGAAGAAGGGAGCCGUUUCGCCAAUUUGGAAAGAGUCCUCGGCCAGGGUGCAGUGUUCGUCAUGUGUCACCCUGGCUCCGAUGCGCUGGGCACCAAAUUGCUCCCAAAGGGAGGCAAAAGGUUUAACGAGGUGGUUGGAGUGCUUCGGGAUGCAGGCGUUCACACUUUGGCGGAGGAGUACGCCGAGCUCCGCCAUUCUGUCAUCUCCUGGUAUCACGAUCACGUGUUGACAAAGGAUCUUCAGAGUGAUCUCGGGCGCACUCCUCUGCCAUCGAGCGUUUACACGGAAGUAGAGCGGGCGGAUCUCCUCGACAAGCACUUUGAUCAAGAUCCAUGUCUAGCACCAGCUCCACCGUCUCUGUUUGACCUUUCGAGCGAUGACUGA